CGACCACCACUUGUUUCUGAUAUCCCCCUCUGCCAGCACCAUUCAGCCAUAUAUUCACCCCCCGCCUUGCCCGCAUCAUCAACUAUAACGACGGGCCCGUACCACACGAGAUCCUUUCACACCUGGGAUAGCUUUCCGACAUGUCGCUCCGUCUCCCGAGCCAAAACAAGUUUAAGCCAGUGGCAAGGCCGGGUAUAAGGAAACCUGGUGCUCCCGGCGCGAGACCUGGCGUGAUAGCCCAAAAAUCUGCUCCCAACGUCGGCACGUCUACGUCGAUUACAACACCCCGAGCUGGGCCACAGAAACCAGUGCCGGCCUCACCAUCGAAUUCAGCAAUCCAGAAGCCGCCAACUCCAAAAUCUGCUAUCCCUCUUACGCCCUCAGCUGAAACGCAAGAGUCUCCGACCGUGCCACCAGGAGUAGCAGAUGCUCCUGCGCCGCCUGUGACUACAUCUGCGCUACCAGCUGCAUCCACGGGGAGGUCAAAAGUCCCCCAACUAUCACUGCUAGAGGCUGCAGCCAGUACGCCGUCAGGCUCUCGUCCUUCCCCCUCAUCAGCUACGCGCAAGACGCCAAAUACCCCACGGUUUCCCAGGGCACCAUCCGUUGCCCCUCGAGCUCGUGCGCCAUCGGUGGUUCGUUCGCGAGUUUCAGCUACCCCUCAACCUCCUUCCGAUAUACGCGAACCUUCCCUACCCCCCACGCCAAGGACGUCUGGUUUCCCACCUACCUUGAGUGCAGCCAUGCAAUCUUCCGCGCCUGGUGGUUUCCCGCCAACUCUAGCGAGCGCUACUGAAGAACCCGUGACGCAACAGCAAAUAGAUCAUGCGCAGCUUGCGGCAGCCGCUGUUGCCUCCAUCCAGUCUGAUAUGCCCCCGCCCAGCACCGAGAUUCGUCGCAGACCACCCCGUCGGAGAAAGGCGCCCACCGGGCAAGCUGCCAGAGGCAAAAAGGCAACCCAGUCCCUCAUUGUCGAUGACGAGGGGCCAGAUGAUGAUGCCGCUAGUCUGGCUGGGUCCAAAAGAGGCGCCUCGGUGAUGGAUGAAGACGACGAUGGGGCUUCCGUGGCGGAUUCACAAAUUUCAUCCCGCGCUGGCUCUGUUGCUCCUCGAACCAAACGCGCCAAAAAGGCGAGGGGCCCCCGCGUAGCCACCAUCUCUCUGCAGGCCAUUCAGCCGGACGAAAUGGUUGGCAGCGAAGUCACAGAUCUGACUACUAUGGGCGACUUGGCGACUAUCCUUGCUGGCGAAGGUCGUGUCACCGAGCGCGCCAUCAAGAUUGACGAAUUCCGUCGUGGGCAAGAAGCUCAGAAAAGGGAGGAUCAUCAUAAACGCAUCGAAGAAAUGUACCAACGAAACCAAAUCAAACGACGUAAAGUCCGAUCUGCCAACAAUAGGGAUCGCGCGAGAAGAAGAGAAGAGCUUAGGAAUCAAGGUGGGAAUGAGUUGGAUGUUUCUCCGGACGAGAUGGACUCGGAAGAGGAGUUUGAUGUUGUGCCCGAAAGGUUGACGCCUCCUGCAUCAUCGCCCGAGCCCGAUAGGCCCGAAGAGGGGGGACAAGAAGAAGGCGAGGAGGGGUCAGACGCUGAGGAAGUUGCUUUCGACAACCACGCCAUUCCGAACGACCGCGAACCCGAUAUGUUUGACGGCGAUGAAGGCCUGGUUGGCACACCAGAACCAGAGUUCGAGCCGGUUACAGAAGAUGCGGACGAUGACGAUGCCUUGGCUGCUCUCCGCGCCGCUGGGUUUACAGUAAACGACGAGGAACCCGGAUCCCCUCGCUCCGAUGUAGACGAAUGGGACCGCGAUGCGGUUGAUCUGGACGAAUAUCGUAUGCGUACCCAGGAGCAGAGGCGGAGGGAUAUUGAGAGGAGAGAAGACGAGGACGAGGUCGUCGAAGUGGACGAUGAGACUCGGUUCGUUAAUUCUGCGACCUUUGGCAAAAACAAGCGAACGCAGAGGUGGACCAAAAUGGAAACUGAGCUAUUCUAUCAAGUUCUUGGUGAAACUGGCGAGAAUUACACCCUCAUGAAGGCGUAUUUUCCUGGCCGCGAUGUCCGCUCCCUCAAACUGAAGGGUGCGCGAGAGAAUAAGGUCAAUUUCGACAAGAUGACUCAGGCUAUCAUGAGUCGUAAACCCAUCGGUAUGUUGCGUGAGAAUCAUACCUUCUCUUCACUUACACUUUGAUUACAGACAAAGAAUAUCUCGCCAAAGCCGUCGGCUACGAUCCUCAUCGCGCUUUUGACAAGGAGAUGGCUCUUUUCGAAGAAAUCGAGGCCGACAAAGCGAGGCUCAAGAAGCUCAAUAGUGAACAGCCUACAGAGGGCGAUAUCGUUGAAGAAGGUGAAGAGCAGGAGGACCGUGAUCAAGCUGGAUUGGACGGGAUAUCAGAGGGUGAUGAAGGAGAGAAGCUGGACGAGAAUGAAGAUGAGCAAGUGGAGGAAGUGAACGAGGAGGAUUUUCAGCAGUAUAACUUUGUGUAACCUACUUUUCUGGGCUUUUAGUGAGAUUUAGCUGUUUUCUUUCAUGCUUGGUUGUAUCCUAGACUGUUGGCUAUCUGAUAAUGCAUGUACUGUAUGAGUA
Molecule: messenger RNA, 2582 nt
Organism: Cryptococcus amylolentus CBS 6039
Lineage: Eukaryota; Fungi; Basidiomycota; Tremellomycetes; Tremellales; Cryptococcaceae
Exons: 3
Coding region: 141-2186 (681 amino acids)
Biological process (GO): RNA polymerase III preinitiation complex assembly
Cellular component (GO): transcription factor TFIIIB complex
Molecular function (GO): TFIIIC-class transcription factor complex binding
Source: RefSeq, a predicted model, not a curated record